CUUGAUCAUCGAUACAGUGGCAGAUUAAAACUCGGUUUUGUCCGAGUGUUCCUCACCCUGUCCCUUCCUCUGAUCUUCUAGUAUGAGCAGCUUCUCCCCCCUCGCCACCGAUGAGCAGGCGGUCGCCACUAUCCGGACUUUGGCGGCCGAUAUCGUCUUCAAAUCGAACUCUGGACAUCCAGGUGCUCCUAUGGGCAUGGCGCCCGUCGCUCAUGUUCUCUUCUCUCGGUUCUUGACCGCCAACCCCAAGAGCUCCCACUGGUUCAAUCGCGAUCGUUUUGUCUUGUCGAACGGCCACGCAUGUGUCCUCCAGUACACCAUGCUCCACCUGCUCGGCUACAAGCUGUCCAUGGACGAUCUUAAGGACUUCCGUCAACUCAACUCCCUCACCCCAGGUCAUCCAGAAGCUGGUCACACCGAUGGUAUCGAGGUCACAACGGGGCCUCUUGGCCAGGGUGUCGCAAACGCGGUCGGACUUGCGAUCGCACAAGCCCACCUCGGUGCAAUUUACAACAAGGAAGGGUUUGAGCUGAUCAACAACUACACUUACGCUUUCUGUGGAGAUGGUUGUUUGAUGGAGGGUGUCUGCGCUGAGGCGGCCAGUUUGGCCGGCCACCUGCAGCUGGGCAAUCUGAUUUUGGUCUAUGAUGACAAUCACAUCUCCAUCGAUGGCGACACCGCCGUUGCUUUUACCGAGGAUGUUGGUGCCCGUUUCGAGUCAUACGGAUGGCAGGUGCUGUCGGUGAACGACGGUGACCAUGAUUUGGCUGCUAUCUACUCUGCCAUCGCCGAGGCUCGUAACGAGAAGAGCAAGCCUACCAUCAUCAAAUUGAAGACGACCAUCGGCUUCGGGUCCAAGCAGCAGGGCACUCAUGGUGUCCACGGUUCCCCUCUCAAGGCCGACGAUAUCGUUGCCCUCAAGACCAAAUUCGGUUUCUCACCCGAGGAGAAGUUUGUCGUGCCCGCCGAUGUCUAUGCCUCCUACGCUGAAGUCGCGUCCCGUGGCGCUGCUGCUGAGGCCAGCUGGAACUCUCUAUUCGCCGCUUACGCCCAGAAAUAUCCGGCUGAGCAUGCCGAGCUCUCUCGUCGUAUCGCCGGAGAGCUUCCCGACGGAUGGGAGAAGGCACUCCCUGUUUACACCCCCGCCGAUGCCGCUCAAGCAUCCCGGAAACUGUCCGAAAUCGCCCUGACCAAGCUCACCCCCGUCCUACCCGAGUUGAUGGGUGGCAGCGCUGACUUGACCGGCAGUAACUUGACCAAGGUCAAGGGAUCUGUUGAUUUCCAGCCUCCGAGCACCAAGUUGGGCUCCUACGCUGGAACUUAUAUCCGAUACGGUGUUCGUGAGCAUGCCAUGGGUGCUAUCGCCAACGGUCUGGCCGCAUAUGGCGGUAUCAUCCCGUUCGUUGCUACUUUCCUCAACUUUGUUUCGUACGCGGCCGGCGCCGUGCGUUUGUCUGCUUUGAGCAAGGCUCAGGUUAUCUGGGUGGCUACCCACGACUCUAUCGGUCUUGGUGAAGAUGGCCCCACCCACCAGCCUGUCGAGACCAACGCCCACUUCCGUGCCACGCCCAAUAUCGCGUUCUGGCGUCCGGCUGACGGAAACGAGACUUCCGCAGCCUAUGCGAUGGCGCUGAAGAUGAAGCAAACGCCGUCCAUCUUGUCGCUCUCUCGUCAAAACUUGCCCAACUUCGAGGGUUCGACCAUCGAGCAUGCUUCUCGUGGAGGCUACGUUGCCGUUGAGGAACCCAAUGAGGCCCUCACCAUCGUCAGCUGCGGUAGCGAAGUCAGCAUCGCCCUCGAGGCCGCCAAGAAACUCAAGGAGCAGGGCCUCCCGACUCGUGUCGUGAGCUUGCCCUGCUGGCUGGUCUUUGACCAGCAGGACCAGGAAUACCGUCUCAGUGUUUUGCGAAGCGGUGCACCCAUCCUCUCCCUGGAAGCCCUGACUGUGAGUGACUCGUUCCGAAUCUUGUGUGCUUGCUCAGGAUAUGUUUCCGUUCCAGACCAUGGGUUGGGAGAAAUACAGUCACGAGCAGUACGGUCUGCCGAGCUGGGGUGCCUCUGGUCCCUAUCUGCAGGUCUACGAGAAGUUUGGUAUCACACCCACCAACAUCGCUGCCGUCGGAAAGAAAGUCAUCGACUUUUACAAGAAGAAGGGCGGGGAGGUCGUCUCUCCCCUCGUCAAGGCUUUCACUUUGUAGAUCAACUAACAAUAAACCAGUAAAAGAGAACAUGUACUUACUUCCAAAUAGAAACCUAGAACGGGUGGACUGAAAACUGGGAACUUGAUCACGAUUGAUCAGUACACCAACAAAUCGUAUUGAUAGCAUUCCAUUACGCUAGGCGGGCUUCUGAACAUCACAGUACUUACUACAGAGCUUGCACCUUCGACAUGAUUCAGUCUCUCCUGGAAUGUACGACUGGCAUUCAAGUAGCAACAUGACGACGGGUGAAUCAUCUGCAUCUAAUGUUUUCUAUGGACUUCCAGACUGUCCCAGGAAGCUCGUUCCUUCAGCUCGCUCUCAACAGCUUCGACAUGGGGAAGGAGGUAACGGAUGUCCUGCCAAUCGUCAGCGCGUCAGUAAAUCGCUGUUAUGAGCGCGCACAUCUUCCGGCUUGGUCCAAAGGUCUUUGGAGAGGGGCGCGUGGAGAACGUCGGCUUGAGAAGCACGCUUGAUACGGAAUUGGCGAUCAUAGGCUUCACGAGGAGUCAGGCGAGCGAGGGCCUGACGGCGGGAUCAGCCAGCUACUCCUCCCAACACCCACAAUCUUCAAACCUUCUGGACUUCCGG
Molecule: messenger RNA, 2789 nt
Organism: Mycena citricolor
Lineage: Eukaryota; Fungi; Basidiomycota; Agaricomycetes; Agaricales; Mycenaceae
Source: the annotation of a GenBank genome assembly